Lepus europaeus (European hare) is the source of this 3762-nucleotide messenger RNA. It is a transcript of the gene RASA3, whose product is annotated as RAS p21 protein activator 3. Bases 48 to 2552 code for a protein of 834 amino acids. Lineage: Eukaryota; Metazoa; Chordata; Mammalia; Lagomorpha; Leporidae. The transcript has 24 exons. Gene Ontology annotation, molecular function: GTPase activator activity. The record is from RefSeq and is a predicted model, not a curated record. Gene Ontology annotation, biological process: negative regulation of Ras protein signal transduction; regulation of GTPase activity; intracellular signal transduction.
GCGCUGAGCGCGGCGCGGGCGCUGGGCCGGCGGCUCCCGGGCGCAGCAUGGCGGUGGAGGAAGAGGGGUUACGCGUCUUCCAGAGCGUGAGGAUCAAGAUCGGUGAAGCCAAAAACCUCCCCUCCUACCCUGGGCCAAACAAGAUGAGGGAUUGCUACUGCACCGUGAACCUGGACCAGGAAGAGGUGUUCAGGACCAAAAUUGUGGAGAAGUCGCUCUGCCCCUUUUAUGGAGAGGACUUUUACUGUGAAAUUCCUCGGAGUUUCCGCUACCUGUCGUUUUACAUCUUUGACCGGGACGUUUUCCGGAGGGAUUCCAUCAUAGGGAAAGUGGCCAUCCAGAAGGAGGACCUGCAGAAGUACCACAACAGGGACACGUGGUUCCAGCUGCAGCACGUGGACGCUGACUCAGAAGUGCAGGGCAAGGUCCACCUGGAUCUGCGGCUGAGUGAGGUUAUCACAGACACAGGCGUCGUCUGCCACAAGCUUGCUGCACGCAUCGUCGAGUGCCAAGGCCUGCCCAUAGUGAAUGGCCAGUGCGACCCUUAUGCCACCGUGACGCUGGCAGGACCACUCAGAUCAGAGGCCAAGAAGACGAAGGUGAAGAGGAAGACCACCAACCCCCAGUUUGAUGAGGUGUUCUACUUCGAGGUGACCAGACCUUGCAGCUAUAGCAGGAAGUCCCACUUCGACUUUGAGGAGGAAGAUGUAGACAGGCUGGAGAUCAGAGUGGACCUCUGGAACGCCAGCAACUUGAAGUUUGGAGAUGAGUUUCUGGGAGAACUGAGGGUGCCCUUGAAAGUGCUGCGGCAGUCCAGCUCCUACGAAGCGUGGUACUUCCUUCAGCCCCGGGACAACGGCAGCAGGAGCCUGAAGCAGGAUGGGCUGGGCUCCCUGAGACUGAACGUUGUAUACACAGAGGACCAUGUCUUCUCCUCCCACUACUACAGCCCACUGCGGGACCUGCUGCUGAAAUCUGCGGAUGUGGAGCCUGUCUCCGCGUCGGCGGCCCACGUCCUGGGGGAGGUGUGCAGAGAGAAGCAGGAGGCGGCCAUCCCGCUGGUGCGACUCUUCCUGCACUGUGGCAGGAUUGUGCCCUUCCUCAGUGCCAUCGCCAAUGCCGAGGUGAAGAGGACCCAGGACCCCAACACCAUUUUCCGAGGAAACUCAUUGACAUCCAAGUGCAUCGAUGAGACAAUGAAGCUGGCAGGCAUGCACUACCUGCAUGUCACCCUGAAGCCCGUCAUAGAGGAGAUAUGCCAGAGCCACAGGUCCUGUGAGAUCGACCCCGUGAAGCUGAGAGAUGGCGAAAACCUCGAGAGCAACAUGGAGAACCUGCGCCAGUACGUGGACCGCGUCUUCACGGUCAUCACCAAGUCUGGCGUGAGCUGCCCCACCGUCAUGUGUGACAUCUUCUUCUGCCUGCGGGAGGCGGCUGCCAAGCGCUUCCAAGACGACCCGGACGUGAGGUACACGGCUGUGAGCAGCUUCAUCUUCCUGAGGUUCUUUGCGCCUGCCAUCCUCUCCCCCAACCUCUUCCACCUGACGCCUCACCACACGGACCCACAGACAUCGCGGACCCUGACACUCGUCUCAAAGACCAUCCAGACGCUGGGCAGCUUGUCCAAAUCCAAGUCUGCCAGUUUCAAGGAGUCCUACAUGGCCACAUUUUACGACUUCUUCAACGAGCAGAAGUACACAGACGCAGUGAAGAACUUCUUAGAUUUGAUCUCCUCGUCGGGGAGAAGAGACCCCAAGAGCAUCGAGCAGCCCAUUCUACUGAAGGAAGGGUUCAUGAUUAAGAGGGCGCAGGGAAGAAAGCGCUUUGGGAUGAAGAACUUCAAGAAGAGGUGGUUCCGCCUGACCAACCAUGAAUUCACCUACCGCAAGUGCAAAGGAGACCAGCCCCUCUACAGCAUCCCCAUCGAGAACAUCCUGGCCGUGGAGAAGCUGGAGGAGGAGUCCUUCAAGAUGAAGAACAUGUUCCAGGUCAUCCAGCCCGAGCGCGCCCUCUACAUCCAGGCCAACAACUGCGUGGAGGCCAAGGACUGGAUCGACGUCCUCACCAAAGUGAGCCAGUGCAACCAGAGGCGUCUCACCUUCUACCACCCGUCUGCCCACCUGAACGGGCACUGGCUGUGCUGCAGGGCCACCUCGGACACGGCGCCCGGCUGCUCCCCCUGCACCGGUGGCCUCCCAGCAGAUAUCCAGCUGGCCAUCGACGGGGACCGGGAGACGGAGCGCAUCUACUCCCUGUUCAACUCCUACAUGGGCAGGCUGGAGAAGAUGCAGGAGGCCUGUGGGAGCAAGUCUGUGUACGAUGGCCCCGAGCAGGAAGAGUACUCGGCGUUCGUCAUCGAUGACCCGCAGGAGACCUACAAGACCCUGAGGCAGAUCGUGGCCGCGGUGGCCGCCUUGGAGCAGGAGCACGCGCAGUACAGGAGGGAUAAGUUCAAGAAGACGAGAUACGGAAGCCAGGAGCACCCCAUUGGAGACAAGAGCUUCCAGAGCUACAUCCGGCAGCAGUCUGAGACCUCCACUCACUCCAUGUAGUCUGCAGGGGUCUGGGGUGGCACCCGUGGUGCCUGCACCUGCAGAGCCACAGCCUGCAGGAAGGGAGGAGGCCACGCCCACCACUGCCCAGAGCCGUCCUGCAGUGGCCACGUGGCCGCACAUCUUGCUCCGCUCCAGUGCACCACUGACCGCCCUUCUAGAACACGGGGUCAUCUGUUCCCUUGCGCUCCACGGUCUCCUGGGCACCCAGUGACCUGCUGGAUGACCAGCACCACGGCUCUGCCCUCCCAUGCCUGGGAGCCGUGCACUUCCUGCACCACGUGCGCUUCCGUCUCGUGCACUCUGCCCUGCUGGUUUCCACGGCCUGUGCCUGGGUUGGACGCUCUGCUUUGUCCUGUCAGAGACUAUAGCUAUCUUCCCAGGAGCCUGCCGUCGGGCAGCCGGGGCGGCCAGAGCAGCGGCACCCUGUGCAGCCUUGCUGUAGGUUCUGCCCCUGGCUGAAGGGUCAGUCUUGUGGCUGGGCUGUGCACAACUGCACCGAGUCCCCGUGUGAAGGUGCACUUAGCAUUUGGGGUACAGUUCCUGGGAGCGUGGUGCGGGUCCAGUCUUUGGGGUCUGCUGAGUCCCCCCCCCAAACACAUUGUUUUGCUGAAUGGGGCCUGAAGGGACUCCACAUUUGCGCCCCCUUGUGGCAGCUGGGGGAAGCCUAAGCAGAACUGCUCUUCAGGCUGUUUUUCUACAUGCUUUUAAAGGGCCAUUUUUCAUUAGCUCUUUGACGGAUGAUUCAGGAUCUAAGCCCCGCCGAGGGACAGCUGCCGGGCCUCAGGAGGGAACCCACAAAGGCAGAGACAGUGAGAGGCAGGCGCGCAGGGCCCCCGGGGACACAGGCCCAGGAGCCCCGGGAGACCGCGCAGGGCAGGAGGACCCCACAGCGCGGUGGGCCGGCCUCCUCCCUCCGCCUGGUCUCACGCCGUCUGUGCCAGGCAGGUGAGCAGAAGCCCCAAGUCCACACGAGGCUCCCCUCGCCCACCUCUCUCCGUGCUGUUGGGAAAUACUGUAGUUCAGUUCUGCUCUAGGUAGCAGAUGGUUACGUAGGAAAAUACUGUAAAAAAAUAAACUUUGGGACACACAGCUAUUCGGCUGCACAGAACUGCAAUUUUUAACAUGGAUUUGUAUUUAAUGUCCUUGUUUAUAAAAUACUAACGAUUUGUGAUGUAUUUUACUGGCCAAUAAAACAUGUUCUAUUCUU